Messenger RNA from Theileria parva strain Muguga, 2319 nucleotides. It is a transcript of the gene MPK16, whose product is annotated as Protein kinase domain protein. The coding region runs from base 375 to 2303 and encodes 642 amino acids. The record is from RefSeq and is a predicted model, not a curated record. NCBI's taxonomy places the organism in Eukaryota, Apicomplexa, Aconoidasida, Piroplasmida, Theileriidae. The transcript has a single exon. Gene Ontology annotation, molecular function: ATP binding; MAP kinase activity. Gene Ontology annotation, biological process: intracellular signal transduction; protein phosphorylation. Gene Ontology annotation, cellular component: nucleus; cytoplasm.
UUUAUGAAUAAUGUGUAAAAAUAAAGUAUUGACGAUUUAAACUUGAGCAAUUUAACAUUUUGUUCAUUCUCCGUAUUUUCCUACUCUAAUCUGUAUUAUUAUUGAUGUUUAAACUGUAAAAUAAUUUUAGCUGAAAUGUGUAAGCAAACAUUCAAAUGUGAGCUGUAUAAUAUUUUCAAUGGAAAUGUAAAGUAGAUUUGCCUCCUAAGACUCUUUAGAAAUGAUUAAAAGGGUUGAAAUAAUAAAUGUUUUUUUCUGGUGAAUAUAUUAUUUGAGAGUUGUAUGUACUUAAAAUAGCACUAUAUACAACCAAUAGGCUAUCAUCAAACAGUUCAAGGAGCUGAGUAAAAUAAAGUAUAAAGGGAUAAAGAAGUAUGAGAUCGGAUAAGGUAAUAAAGAAGAGUGUUCAUGACUACGAGAGGAACGACUCCAAGGAAAAUAAUUUACUUGAUAGAGCCAACUCUAGUCUGCUCUCAAAAUCCAAAUCAAAGUAUUUGGAGGCUGAGAACUCGGGGUUUAAGAACUAUGUGACAAAGCAGGCUCUUUUACAAAGCAGAAUGAGUUCAGUUGAAACUGAUGUUCCAUCAACUCACUACAGAAGCUUAAUUUCUGCACGUAAACCAGAGCCUCAAUUCAACGUCUACAACCAACAGGAAAAUUCAGUUACAGCAUACAAUUCAUCACAAACCACUAAUUUUAACCCUAAUCACAUCACCAACUAUAAUAGCUAUAACAGCUACAAUCCCAACUAUAACACCAAUUUCACUUCUAACUUCAACAGCAAUUACACUAGUAACAACGAAAAGGUACCAGAAUCAUCAGCUCCUUUAAAAGAUAACUACACGGGUGUAUCUUCAACUAAAUAUAAACCACUAAAGAGUUCAACUAUUAAGAAGGAAAGGCCAUCGAUUAAGCCUGCCCAAAGUGAUAUAAAAUGGGAUCUUGGGGAACGUUACAAGUUUGUUGAUAUGGUGGGCUCUGGGUCAUACGGCCAUGUUUGCAGGGCUUAUGACUCACAGCUAAACAAAUUUGUGGCAGUUAAAAGGAUUCAUAAGGUGUUUGAUGACUUGAUUGACUGUAAAAGAAUUUUGAGGGAAAUUGCAAUUCUUAAUAGGCUUGACCACCCAAACGUGGUUAAGAUUUUGGACAUUCUAGUCCCUGACAAUUUGGAGACAUUUGACGUUUUGUAUGUAGUUCUUGAAAUCGCAGCUUCUGAUAUUAAGCAGUUGGUCAGGUCGCCUGCCUUUUUGAAUGAAAACCACAUUAGGCUUUUGGUGUUUAAUUUGCUUUCUGGCGUUCACUACCUUCACUCUGUCGGCAUAUACCACAGGGACUUAAAACCUGCUAAUUGCCUUAUUAACAGAGAUUGCAGUGUAAAAAUCUGUGACUUUGGACUUGCUAGAACUACUACUUUCCCUGAGGAGUUCAUGGACUCCACUUCUUAUUCUGGAAGGCAGGCUGAAGUUUCAUACUCCAGCAGGCCUGUUGAAAGUAUUAGCACUAGUUAUUCAACAUCAAGAUCGUUGCCUGAUUACGCCUGUGGCCUUGGUUCUUCUGAAAAACUUAUUUCAGACACUGCAUCUGGGAACGCUACAUUGAAUCCAUACACCAACACGGUCACUGUUAAGGGUCCGAUGAGACAGAUUUACAGGAGACAGCUUACUGGUCAUGUUGUAACUAGGUGGUACAGAGCUCCAGAACUGAUUUUACUUCAAGAAAAUUACUCUUUUGCUGUUGACAUUUGGUCUGUUGGUUGUAUUUUUGCUGAACUUUUAAACAUGAUGAAGGUGAAUGUUAGUGAUCCUUGUGACAGAUCUCCUUUGUUUCCUGGAAGUUCAUGUUUCCCUCUAUCACCUGAUAACAAGAAUGCUAACCCAAGAACCACUCGUGAAAAUGAUCAGCUUAACCUAAUCUUUAAUGUUCUCGGCACUCCGUCUGAAGAGGAUAUUAACUGCAUUCAGAAGGCUGACGUUCGUCGUUAUGUUAAAUUUUUUGCCAAACGCAGUUUCCAGGAUCUGAGGACUAAAUUCAAGGGUGCUUCUCUAGAAUCUAUUGAUUUGCUCAAAAAGAUGCUAACUUUUAACCCCGACAAGCGUAUUUCUGUUUUCGAUGCUCUCAAUCAUCCCUACUUCAAGUCUAUCAGCAAGCCUAGGAACAACUUUGAUUCUAUUCCCAAAGUUACUCUUCCCUUUAAUGACUGGGUUAACAUGUCUGAAAGUCAGCUUCGAUAUUCUUUUUUGCGUGAAAUUCAAAGAUAUCACAAGGACUUUAAGAUCCCUGUAAAGAUAAUAUAUCGCUCAUGACAUCGCACUCAUAAAC